AUCAGCCACGUUGGAAUUUCUGACGGACGGAUAAGAAUGACCGUCUUCGUUUUUCUUGCCAAGUAAAAGUCGGUUCCGAAUAAUUGCACCUAGAAAAAAGUGUUUUAUUACAGCUUUUUGCCAGUUUCGUACGUGUUUUUCUGUGCAGUAAUCAAAAUGAAGUUAAAGGAGCUUCAAAAAAUGGUAAAUGUGGCAUGGUCGCCGGCUCAGCAGGAUCAAAUUAUGCUAGCGGCCGGAACUGCCGCUCAACAGUUGGAUGCAUCUUUCAGUACUUCGUCUACGUUGGAAUUGUAUUCAAUCAAUCUAUCUGAUCCGAGCUACGAUCUUCAGCUAGUUGGAAGUCAAAACACUUCUCAUCGAUUCCAUAAAGUAUUGUGGAGUCCUUUUGAGUUUGGUGCUGCUCACCCGAAUGGUUUAAUAGUGGGCGGAUGUGAGAGUGGCGUUAUUCAAGUUUACAGUGCUUCAAAGCUGCUGGCCGGGGAGAAUGCAUUGUUAGCCCAACAGGAUAAACAUAGCGGAGCAGUACGUAGCAUGGAUUACAAUCCAUUUCAAAACAACCUGCUGGCUUCGGGUGCUUCAGAAUCGGAUAUUAUCAUUUGGGACAUCAACAAUACCACUGUACCCAUGAGCCCAGGUGCGAAAGUACAACCGCUCGAAGACGUGCAGGGACUGGCUUGGAAUCGGCAAGUUAAGCACAUUCUUGCAUCUGUGUUUUCCAAUCGAUGUGUCAUUUGGGAUUUGCGAAAAAGCGAACCGAUUAUUAAGUUAAGUGACAGCCAGUCGCGGAUUCGUUGGCGAGUAGUUCAGUGGCACCCAGAAGUUGCCACUCAACUGUGGCUUGCUAGUGAGGAAGAUCAGGCUCCAUCUGUUCAGUUGUGGGAUCUGCGUUAUGCUACUGCGCCGGCCAAGACGUUUCACAUCCAUCAGCGUGGUAUGUUGGGACUCACUUGGUGCCACCAAGACUUCGAUCUCGUGGCUUCAUGUGGCAAAGAUAGCAAAAUCUACUGCUGGAAUCAAAAUUCUGAAGAAUCGAACGGGGAAAUAUUAUCUGAAUUAGCAUCCACCAAUCAGUGGACGUUCGAUGUUACGUGGUGCCCAAGAAAUCCUGCCUUAAUCGCCGGAUCCAGCUUUGACGGAAACGUUACAGUGUAUUCAAUUUAUGGAGGCGUCCAUCAACAGGUGCAAACAACGAACAAAAUUGCUGACUCGUUUCCGGGAAUGGAAAGCAUCGGCCAUGAGCCAGUGUCUCAAACCAGCACACAAUCUCAGUCGGUUUGUAGCGACCUAAAGCGUGCUCCGAAGUGGCUGCGACGACCUGCUGGUGCUAGCUUUGGUUUCGGUGGUAAGCUAAUUACAUACAACGGAAAUAAUCGCACGGUGACUGUGAAUCAGGUGAUAACCGACCCGGAAUUAGUAGAUCGUGCGACUCGGCUGGAGCAAAUGCUUGAGAAGGAAAAUUUUGUCGAAUAUUGUCGAGCGAAAGCUGAUCAAACGACUGACCAGCAUUCACGGUUGUUGUGGUAUUUUCUGAAGGCCAAUUUUGAGGAGAAUCCGCAUGCGGAAAUGCUCAACUUACUUGGUUAUCACUCAGAGGAUAUUUCAAAUAAAUUUAAAAAGUAUACCGGUGAAAGCGCCCAAGGCGCAGAUGAUCGUGCCAAAGCGAAUCCAGUGGAUGGAUUGACUGAUCAAAUGGCAGGUCUCAGUCGGAACAAUUCCACCGAAACGGAUCCAAGUACCGACGAUAGCACUGAUCUCUCGAACUUGGAUGAUAACGCAGUCUUUGAUGCUAUUGCUGCUGGGAAUAAGUUACUUGCUGAGCAAUCUUUGGAUCAAAAAAGCAGUCAUGAAAACGAGAAGAACGUUGAUGCUGCGUAUAAAAUCCGAACUGGCCAAGAUAGUGAAGGUUUAAUUUGUGAGGCUUUGUUGACUGGAAACUUAGAAGCCGCCGUAGAACUUUGCAUGGAGGCUGGGAAGACCUCCGAGGCACUGAUUUUAGCAAUGAAUGGUGGUUCGGAGCUACUAGCCCGCGUGCAGUAUCGGUAUUUGAAAAACAGUGAAAGUUAUUUGUCAAACAUCAUUUCGGCUUUGGUGACUGAGGACUGGAGUGGAGUUGUUACACAAUGUACCAUUGAUUCUUGGAAGGAAGCGCUAGUUGCUGCAUUAACUCAUUGCAAAAAUCAAUUACCCUUGCUAUGCGAGAGACUCGGAGAGCGUCUGCAAAUGGAAGCAGCUGGCGACACUGAAUUAGCUAGAAACGCUAUUUUGUGCUAUAUUUGUGCUGGGAGUACCGAAAGAUUAGUUGAAGCGUGGAAUUUACAGAAACCAAACAACUCAAUGGGUGAUUUUGUGAAUGGCGAACCAGACAAAAACAAUAAUAGCAACCGAGAUUUACAAGAACUUGUGGAAGUUGCAAUGCUAUUACAAAAAGCAUUAGAAAAGCAAGGUCGAGCAUCCAGCGUUUCAGGAAAGUUGGCAGACUUGUUGGCACAAUAUGCUAGUUUGCUUGCGACCCAGGGUGCCUUGGGUUCGGCGUUGAUCUAUCUUGUAAACAGUACAGACCCCAAGAUAGAGCAAUUAAAAGAUCGUUUGUGUCAUGCACUGGGUCAUGUAAAUGCCGUGCCUCAAGUUCAACAAAACACUCCGUAUUAUCAAGGUGGACCGCGAGGUUCAAUGAGUAACCCGCAGCAGCCGCCAUCGUUUAAUCCAAUGUUUCCUACUAUUGGGCAAGCUAGUAAAAUGAAAAACUGGCAAACUCCGAAUGCUUCCUCGGCACUUUCUCAACCCGUUGCUUCUGCUGCUGUACCGACAAUUCCGGCUUCGAUUAAUCAACCUUCCUGGAAUACGUCUCCGUUCCAACAACCUCCAUCUGUGACACCGUUUAAUUCGACUCCUUCGUUACCGCCAGCAGUUCCAAUGGUAUCGAAACCUCCGAUGGUUCCUUCUGUACCAGAUAACAGUCAACCCCCUCGACCAGCAUCAGUUAGCUCUCAAAGCGGUGGAUUAGCGUUGGGUCGGGCCAAAUACGUUCUGGAUCCAUCUGUAACAACAGGACCAAAUUAUGGACAGCCCGCUGCAAAUCCUUACCCAAAUCCAUUUCAAUCAGCGGCCACACCCCAAUUUAAUCAAUUCAAUAACCAGCCAAUUAACCAGCAACCCCAGCCAACACUUUACAAUCCGGUUCCAGCAGCACAGCCGACAAAUAAUUUCAAACCGUUUACUCCGGCUCCAUUGGUACAACCAUCACCGUAUCUUGCUGGAGUACCGCCAUUGGACGUAUCGCAACAAAAUUAUUCGAACCAACCUGCAGCAGCAGUGCCUCCUCCGCCGUUUAGCAACAUGCAGAAAAAUCCCACUCCACCACCCGGUUGGAACGAUCCUCCUGCACUGAAAAGCGCGCCUCGAGCACAGUAUAGUGAGCAAUAUGAAAUGUCGGCAGUCCAUGCCGGAACUCGUCAAUGGCGCAAAAUAAUUGAUUCACAUGACCAUUCGAAUAGGUCAUCACCGACGCAGCCAAAAGUCGACAAUACCCCCGUUGCGCCUAUUACGUCUCCCUUCCCGGGUGGAUUUCCGGCUGGAGCUCAACCACAAAAUGGAUAUCCCGACCCGAACAGUAACUACAUGACCGGUCAGUACUUACCGACGGUCACCGGUGCAGGGUUGCCAGCUCAGCCUCCGACUAUUUUCAACCCUGCCGCUGCAGCCGGGCCUCACCAGCAGCAAGCACAGGGUGCUAUAAACUAUCAGAACUUCCAGCAGAACUUAUCGUACCAACCGCAACAAACGCCCGCAGCAGUUGAGAACAAUUUCAACGCAAACGUUAGGCAGCAGCCCGCGCCUGUUACUCAAGCUGGACCGGAGCCUCCUAAACCGAAGCCACCACUACCGGAGGAAUUUGCGUUUCUGCAGACCGUAUUUGAAGAGCUGAAAAAGAAUUGUAUUACUGCUGCUGGGAAUCCGCAAACAAAACGAAAGUUAGAAGAUGUCUCGAAAAGAUUAGAAUCAUUGUAUGAUCUACUACGCGACCGAAGGUUAACGCAAAACACGCUUGCUUCAUUGACGCAGCUGGUGCAGCUUAUUCAGGCUGGCGACUAUGCCAACGGAAUCGGGUUGCAUACGCAGAUGGUGUCUGGCCCUGAUUUUUCUCAGAUUGCGAGUUUUAUGCCGGGUAUUAAGGUUUUACUGCAGUCUGCGAUGCAACUACAGGUUUAUUUACGAUAAAUCGCCAUUGCGUUGUCGACGGUCGUUCUGAGAAUAAUAAUACUAGUUACGCGAAUUCUAGAGUUUUGAAUAGGUAAUUUAUGACCGAAUAUUUACCUACUGAUUACGCUAAAGGAUGAAUCAUUGUAAACUGGAACUGAGAACACAGCUUGCAUUUACUCUUUUACUUCCCUUGUAUUUCCUUCGUUGAUGAAACGUGUUCUAAUUUCGAUGUGUUUUGCUAAUAUUCUUUUCGUACUGUGUAUGAUCGCGCGUGUAUGCAAGCCAGUGCUAAAAAAUCUGAAAUAAUCCUUCGGAACUUGAGUUUUCAAUAGAUUCUAUAUGUUUAUUUACAAGUAUUUUGUUUAUCGCUCUUUUAUGUAUCGAAAAUAUUGUAUGUCGAGAAAUAAAUUCAAUUUAUUCACUAAAAUAUCUAA
Wyeomyia smithii (pitcher-plant mosquito) is the source of this 4634-nucleotide messenger RNA. RefSeq names its product protein transport protein Sec31A (gene Sec31). The transcript is spliced from 12 exons. Lineage: Eukaryota; Metazoa; Arthropoda; Insecta; Diptera; Culicidae. Gene Ontology annotation, cellular component: COPII vesicle coat; endoplasmic reticulum exit site. Gene Ontology annotation, biological process: COPII-coated vesicle cargo loading; endoplasmic reticulum organization; intracellular protein transport. Gene Ontology annotation, molecular function: structural molecule activity; protein binding. Bases 157 to 4218 code for a protein of 1353 amino acids. The record is from RefSeq and is a predicted model, not a curated record.